Molecule: messenger RNA, 6572 nt
Organism: Fimicolochytrium jonesii
Lineage: Eukaryota; Fungi; Chytridiomycota; Chytridiomycetes; Spizellomycetales; Powellomycetaceae
Exons: 7
Coding region: 61-6516 (2151 amino acids)
Biological process (GO): actin filament network formation; actin filament bundle assembly
Cellular component (GO): actin filament bundle; actin filament; cytoplasm
Molecular function (GO): actin filament binding
Source: RefSeq, a predicted model, not a curated record
ACAGAUGGUCUCAUCUUCGCCAAGCUCAUCAGCGACGUGCGUCCUAACACGAUCAAUUUCAUGCGCUUCACAAUUAAAAAGAAGAUCAGCGUCUACGAAGCCAAUGAAAAUCUCGAUCAAGUCAUCGACGCUUGCAGGCGCCUUGGGCUUGUUGUUGUCAACGUUGGCCCUAAGGACUUUAUUGAAGAACGGGAACAUUUGAUUCUUGGCCUCUUGUGGCAAAUCAUUCGCAUCGGCAUGGCGGAUGCGCUUACUGUCAUUCUGGAACCUCGACUCGUGCACGUCCUCGAAAAGCAAGAGACUGUUGAAGACCUUAUUAACUCCAGCGCUGAGCAAAAUCUGAUUCGCUGGGUGAACCACCACUUGAGGAUGUCCGGCCAGACGACCCGUCGUCUGACAAACUUCUCUACUGAUCUCAAGGACUCUGUUAUCUUCUGCUACUUGAUUGUAGCCUUGUACCAGGACUUUGACCCCGCGUACAUUCUUGAGGAACAGGACGUCGCUAUUCGUGCGAUAGCGAUCGUUGAAGCAUGGUCGACAUACGGUCAUACCCGAUACCUUACAUCGUCGGCAAUUCUAUCUGGCAACAGCAAGUUGAACUUCGCGUUCCUUGCGAACGUGUUCGCCGAGAACCCAUGCCUGCCUUCGAUAACGCACCAAGAGAGCUUACACAUCGAGCGUGCUCUGUCCACCGCGACCCUCGGCAUCUCUGAGAAGUCUUUGAUUGCAAGCGGUAUGGCGUCACUUAGUAUCAGCAAAGGCAAGGCGGUGGUCGGUAGAAGAUCCCGCCUUGGGGCGGGCGAACCGACCGGUUACCGUCCCGGGGAUGAUGAAGACGAAACUACCACGGAGAGCCGACCUCAAGAGAUCGACGACGUCGCUAAACCAACUAGUCAUCCCAGCCUGGUCAAGAAGGCCCUAUCCCUCUCGUGGGCCAUGGUUGCCCGACGCGGUUCAGAAAAUGGAGACAGCCGCCGUGCAUCCGCCACCUCUGCGGUUUCAAAGUCGUCUCGUCAGGGUUCGGAGGCCGAAACCGGUCGAGGUCUCAAGAUAUUCUCCAACGCCUCGCGUCGUGGUUCCGAUUCCCGUACAAGUUCUUCCGGCGAUGACGAAAACGCUCGACGACGUAGCGUGGCGGAGAAAGACGCAAGGCAAGCUGCUGCCCAAAUUGAAGCAGAUCAAAAGGCCCAAAAGAAGAAGGACGCUCUCGCUGCGAAAGAAGCUGCGAAAGCUGCCAAGGAGGCGCUAGAGAGAGACGCUCUCGCUGCGAAAGAAGCUGCGAAAGCUGCCAAGGAGGCGCUAGAGAGAGAGCUGAAGUCUGAGCAGGAGGCCGAAGCUGCUCAAAGGGCCCAAAAGAAGAGGGACGCUCACGCUGCCAAAGAAGCUGCGAAAUCUUCCAAGGAGGCUUUAGAGCAGGACCUCAAGUCUCAGCAGGAAGCCGAAGCUGCUCAAAAGGCUCAAAGAAAAAGGGACGCUCUCGCUGCCAAAGAAGCUGCGAAAUCUUCCAAGGAGGCUUUAGAGCAGGACCUCAAGUCUCAGCAGGAGGCAGAAGCUGCUCAAAAGGCUCAAAGAAAAAGGGACGCUCUUGCUGCUAAAGAAGCUGCGAAAUCUGCCAAGGAGGCUUUAGAGCAGGAGCUCAAGUCUCAGCAGGAGGCCGAAGCGGCUCAAAAGGCUCAAAAGAAAAAGGAAGCUCUCGCCGCCAAAGAAGCUGCGAAAUCUUCCAAGGAGGCUUUAGAGCAGGACCUCAAGUCGCAGCAGGACGCCGAAGCUGCCCAAAAGGCUCAAAGAAAAAGGGACGCUCUCGCUGCUGAAGAAGCUGCGAAAUUCGCCAAGGAGGCUUUGGAGCGAGAUAUCAAGUCGCAGCAGGAACAGCAAAAAGCUCAGCAGGAGGCCGAAGCUGCUGAAAAGGCCCAAAAGAAGAGAGACGCGCUAGCGGCUCAAGAAGCUGCGAAAGCUUCCAAGGAGGCACUGGAGCUAGCCCUGAAGCUCGAACAGGAGGACGCGAAGCAGGCGAAAGCUUUGCAAAAAGCUCAAAGACGGCUGGAGGAAGAACAGCAGAAGGCCGCAGAGAAAGCGGCGAAAGAGGCUCUUGAACAAGAGUUGAUAAAGUCCCAGCAAGAGGCUGAAGCCCAAGCGGCAAAGGACGCGAUAGACGAAGAGCGGCGGGCUCAGGAGGCUAAAGAGGCAAAAGCUUUGGCAAAAGCCCAAAAGAAGCAAAAGGCUGAAGCGAAGGCACAGCAAAAGGCUGACGCUAAGGCCUCAAAAGAAGCGCUGGAUCAGGAGUUGAGGUCAAAGCAGGAGGCGGACGCAAAAGCGGCGAAGGAAGAAGAGCUGCGGGCGAAGGAAGCAAAGGCUUUGGCAAAAGCUCAAAAACAACAAAAGGCUGAAGCAAAGGCACAGCAAAAGGCUGACGCUAAGGCCUCAAAAGAAGCGCUGGAUCUGGAGUUGAGGUCAAAGCAGGAGGCGGACGCAAAAGCGGCGAAGGAAGAGGAGCUGCGGGCAAAGGAGGCAAAAGCUUUGCAAAAAGCUCAGAAGCGCCUAGAAGACUCGAGUAAAGCGCAACAAGAAGCGGAGGCGAAAGCCUCAAAAGAAGCGCUGGAUCAGGAGUUGAGGUCAAAGCGAGAGGCCGAGGCCAACGCGAUCAAGGAGGCCUUAGAGCGACAGCUGCUCUCUGAGCAGGAGGAAGCUGAGCGGAGAAAAGCUGAGCUGAAGGCGGAGCGUGACGCGAUUGCCCAGGGAGCAAAAGCUCAGAUUCGGCUUGAAGUAGAAGCCCGGCUGCAGCAGGAAGCGGAGGCGAAAGCCUCCAAAGAAGCUCAUAAGCGAGCACUCAAGGCUGAGCAGGACGCUGCUGCGGAAGCAAAGCGGUCGCAGAAAGGGCUGCAGAGAGAGGAGGCUGAGCGGUUGAGGGUGCAGCAAGCGGCUGAGGAGGAGGCAGCCGCUGAGGAAUCCAGGCGUCAAGAAAAAGCUUCCAAAGAAGCUCAAAAGCGAGCUCUCAAAGCUCAGCAGGACGCUGCUGAGGAAGCAAAGCGCUCGCAGAAAGGGCUGCAGAGAGCGGAGGCUGAGCGGCAAGCCGCUGAGGAGGAGGCAGCCGCUGAGGAAUCCAGGCGUCAAGAAAAAGCUUCCAAAGAAGCUCAAAAGCGAGCACUCAAAGCUCAGCAGGACGCUGCUGAGGAAGCAAAGCGCUCGCAGAAAGGGCUGCAGAGAGCGGAGGCCGAACGGCAAGCGGCUGAGGAGGAGGCCGCAGCUGAGGAAUCCAGGCGUCAAGAAAAGGCUUCCAAAGAAGCUCAAAAGCGAGCACUCAAAGCUCAGCAGGACGCUGCUGAGGAAGCAAAGCGCUCGCAGAAAGGGCUGAAGAGAGCGGAGGCUGAACGGCAAGCGGCUGAGGAGGAGGCCGCAGCUGAGGAAUCCAGGCGUCAAGGGAAAGCUGCGAGGGACGCACUCGAGCGCGAGCUGAAGACUCAGCAGACCGCGGCUGAGGCAGCUAAGCGCUCGCAGGGCCUCGAGAAAGCCGAAGCAGAGCGGCUGAGGGUACAGCAAGCGGCUGAGGGGGAAGCCGCGGCUGAGGAAUCCAGGCGUCAAGGGAAAGCGGCGAAGGAAGCACUCGACCGCGAGCUAAAGACCCAGCAGACUGCUGCUGAGGCAGCUAAGCGCUCGCAGGGCCUCGAGAAAGCCGAAGCAGAGCGGCUGAGGGUACAGCAAGCGGCUGAGGGGGAAGCCGCGGCUGAGGAAUCCAGGCGUCAAGGGAAAGCGGCGAAGGAAGCACUCGAGCGCGAGCUAAAGACCCAGCAGACUGCUGCUGAGGCAGCUAAGCGCUCGCAGGGCCUCGAGAAAGCCGAAGCAGAGCGGCUGAGGGUACAGCAAGCGGCUGAGGGGGAAGCCGCGGCUGAGGAAUCCAGGCGUCAAGGGAAAGCGGCGAAGGAAGCACUCGAGCGCGAGCUAAAGACCCAGCAGACUGCUGCUGAGGCAGCUAAGCGCUCGCAGGGCCUCGAGAGAGCCGAAGUCGAGCGGCCGAGGGUGCAGCAAGCGGCUGAGCGGGAGGCCGCAGUGGAGGAUGAGGAAUCCAAGCGUCAGAGAAAAGCAGCCAAGGAGACGCUCAAGGGCGAGCUAAAGGCCCAGAAGAAAGCUACUGAGGCAGCUAGUAGCUCGCAGGGCCUCGAGGACGCCGAAGCCGAGCAAGUGAAGUUGCAGCAAGCAGCUCACGAUGAGGAAUCCAAGCGCCAACGAAAAGCGGCUAAGGAGGCGGCAAAGAACGAGCUAAAGGCCCAGCAGAAAGCCACUGAGGCAGCUAAUCGCUCGCAGGGCCUCGAGGAAGCCGAAGCCAAGCAGUUGAAGUUGCAGCAAGCAGCUCAGGAUGAGGAAUCCAAGCGCCAACGAAAAGCGGCAAAGGAGGCACUAAAGAAAGAGCUAAAGGCCCAGCAAAACGCUGCCGACGUAGCAAAGCGCUCGCAGAAAGAAUUGGAAAAAGCCGAAGCCGAGCAACUUAAGUUGCAGCAAGCAGCUCGCGAUGAGGAAUCCAAGCGCCAGGGAAAAGCGGCUAAGGAGGCACUAAAGGGCGAGCUACAGGCCCAGCAAAACGCUGCCGAGGUAGCUAAGCGCUCGCAGAAAGGCCUGGACAAAGCCGAAGCCGAGCAGCUAAAGUUACAGCAAGCGGCGGAGGAGGAGGAACGUAGACUCAAAGAGAAAGCGGCCAAGGCGUACAAGGAGGCACUCAAAGGCGAGCUAAAAGCUCAACAGACGGCUGCCGAGGAAGCUAAGCGCUCGCAGAAAAGCCUUGAAAAAGCCGAAGCGGAACAACUGAGGUUACAGCAAGCGGCUGAGGAGGAGGAAGCAAGGCUCCAAGGAAAAGCGGCCAAGGCGUCCAAAGAGGCACUGAAAGCCGAGCUAAAAGCCCAACAGAAGGCUGCCGAGGCAGCUAAGCGCUCGCAGAAGAGCCUUGAAAAAGCCGAAGCUGAGCAACUAAAGUUGCAGCAAGCCGCCGAAGAGGAGGCCGCGGCGGAGGGCUCGAGGCGCCAAGCCAAGGAGGCGCUUGAGGCCGCGGAGAAGGACCUGACCGCCCACAAGGUCUUAGAAGCCGCUCAGCAGGCCGAUCGCCAACUCUUGGAUGCCGAGAUAGCUGCGGGUGCUGCCGCGCUUGAAGCGGAAAAGGCGGCCAAGAUCGCAGCCGCCGCAGCUGAACUAGCAGCAGCUCAAGCCGCCGCACAUCAGGCUGCUAUCGCGGAAAAGCGAAAAAGUAACACGAUCAAGGUUGAAUUUGAUUCACGGACGGACUCGAAAGCCCACGCCGCCGUGGUUGACUCUGCAGUCAGUCUAUCGCAGUUUGUGCCGUCCGACGUCAUCGUAGGCCUCAAUCUCGCAAGUAUUGUUGCCGCUGCGGAAGCUAUCAAGAUCCGACGGUCGCAGGUGUUGAUCCUCAGCAGAUACCCUGAUCCUCACGAAAAGACGAAUGACAAAGAACUCAUGUACCUGUCGCUGACGACCCUUCAGCUGCUUAGCAGCUACGGGAUCAAUAUUGAAGCAUUGAAAGCGGCAUCGAGUGCCAAGCUCAUCAAAAAAGUCGAAGUUCAUUCACGUCGCCUUCCGAAGGUCAACCUGCGCCUGGGGAAUGGAACCCUAGCUGUCAAGAAGUGGGCGUUCUUGGCGGCUCUGGUUGACGAAAUGGAAGGAGCUCCAGAUCUCGGGCGCUUCCUCAUGGUCCGCCAUGACUGUCGGGCAUUGCGGAUAGCGGACGCGCAUGCGGCGAGAAAAACACUUACCUUCAACCAGUUUGGGCAUGUCAACGCCGAGAUUACCUGUAACCUUGUCUGGAAUGGGGAGGCACCACCUACGGAUCCUAACUGGGAGGAUGAGUUUGGGGCGUCUCCACUUGUGAGCAGCGAAGCCGACGAGCUAGUCGGCAAGGCCUUCAGGGGAAAAGGGUGCGAAGUGCUCUUCCUCGACGGCCCAGAGCAGGUGGGAUACCAUGUGCGGUCGGACGUAUCCUCCUUGCGCUACGAGGCGCACAAGUUGUCCGUCCGGAAGGUGGCGGGUGACAUGCCCGCAAGGCUGUCGCGCAUUGUCGUACCAACGAACGUGAAAGAUGCUCCUCCUGGAGACGACGUGUUGGAAGGGGGGAUCCCCUUGGGGGAGAAGGUGUACGGCGCGCAGCUGGGGCUCUUACCUCUCGCUCUGCCUAUCGACGGCGCCGUAGCCGAUGUCUUUUCGGCGGAGGAACUCAAAGCUUCCGAUGACAAAUACCGCCGAAAAAUUGAAAAGCUAUUCAAUCAAAAAUCGGAUCUGGGCCGGUUUCUUUCCCUCAAAAAAAUUAAUGCCAUCAAUCGCCUCCAUGAAGCCAUGCCGGGGCUGGUCGGUCCGCCGUUACUGGUCAAUCUGGAGGAGAAGUCGAGCUUCGCCGGAGGCUACAAAGAAAUCUAUCGCAAGCACCAACGCCAGGAGUGGGGUUUGGGCCUGGCAUCAUGUUUGCUGCUACCAAUUCCCAUUGCUGCGGUCGCGGUGCUGGCCUCGAAGGCAAAAAAGUAAAGCAUUUGUACAUAUUUCGUAUUUGUGUUAGAAAUAUAUCAAUGUCGGUUCGCGUA